AACUUGGUGAACAUGCGCAACAGCAAGGCGUGUCUGUUAAAUUAGAAGAUGGGGCUGUUACCUCUACCAUUCAUUCAUAUACGUGAAGAUGGGUAGCAAUCGUCGUCAGUCUGCUCUGACCAAAUCUAUUCAGUCUGCGCUCUUUCGCGACUCCGAGACCUUCAAAAAGACAGUCACUGGACAGUUCUUGGCCUUCUUCAGUAUUUUCUACAUCCGGCUUCUUCGCUAUGGGAAGGAUGUAUUCUGGAAACUACGUCAUGAGGCGUGGGAGAUUGACGAGGAGGAGUACAAGGUCUCUUUUCAGACUCAGGGCAAAAAUUCGCCUUUGAAGCCCAUGGGAGACCUGGGUUAUUCUGGAUCGACAUUCUUUAGUACUUCCAACUCCAAAUUCCUCGUCAAAAGUCUUCCUCGGCACUUUGAACACUCAUUCUUUCGAGAAGACCUGCUCCGUCCCUACUGUGACCACAUGCGUAUAUAUCCCGACUCCCUGCUAGUCUGGAUCACAGACUACGUCUAUGCCCCGUACAAAACCAUCGGGGGCCUCCUGCGAUUCAUCCCCGCUCACCACAUCAUAAUGGAAAACUUGCUUUACGGGAAGGAUGAAGACCCCGCCGCCGAGCAAUGGGAAACUUUCGACCUGAAACCCGUGGAUUACUUCUAUCCCGAACGGGAUCUGGUACCGGAACCGCUGGUGAGCGAAGAGACAAUCCACCGUCUUGGCGACAGAUUCGAGGACAAGAUCCGACUCCGACGCGCGGAUUACGAGGACCUGAAGCGAACCUUGGAGAUUGAUACCAAGUUUCUCCAGUCGGCAAAUACAGUCGACUACUCUCUUUUCCUUGUCCGAUUCCCUGCAUCAUCUCAGCCUGAUGUCGUUGGGAGAAAGGAUCCGUGGCGUGUUGGGUUCUCUGCUGUCGAUGGACAAUGGAAAUACAGAUUGGUGCUGUUGGACUUCUUCUGGGCCAGGCACAAGUUUCAUGCGCAGGCUAUGACGGGAAUGGUCCAGACGUUUAACGUUAUCGGCCAUCAAGGACCCAUGACGAUCACAACGACGGCUAGGGAAUACCGACAGAAAUUCUUGGCUAUGGUUGAUGGGAUGAUAGAAACACACCCGUGA
Molecule: messenger RNA, 1117 nt
Organism: Aspergillus wentii DTO 134E9
Lineage: Eukaryota; Fungi; Ascomycota; Eurotiomycetes; Eurotiales; Aspergillaceae
Product: phosphatidylinositol phosphate kinase family protein
Exons: 2
Coding region: 89-1117 (342 amino acids)
Biological process (GO): phosphatidylinositol metabolic process
Molecular function (GO): phosphatidylinositol kinase activity
Source: RefSeq, a predicted model, not a curated record